AUGCUGGAGACGCUGGGGAGGGUGGAGCGCGAACGCGCGGCGGCGGCGGCGGACGCGGACGCGGCGGCGGACGCGGACGCGACGACGAGGAAAGAGGCGAAGGCGAAGGCGAAGGAAGGAUUUUUACCCGCGCUCGCGUCGCCGCUGUGGCGCACGUUCGGGGGAGUGAUUUUGCAGGGGACGUUUUUUAAGCUGUGCAACGACGUCGUGCAGUUUUUGCCACCCGUGGUUUUGAGCGGCUUUUUGCGAUACGUCGGGAAUAAACCGAAUUUCAUGUCCGACGCGUUCGGGGCGUCGGUGACGGGGAACGGGAUCGGUUGGUUGUACUGCGCGCUGAUGUUUUCAUUGGCGGUGUUGCGCACGCUGUGCGAACAGACGUAUUUUUACUACGCUCAGGCGAGCGGCAUUUGCAUCAAGGGCGCGCUCUCGACGGCGGUGUAUCGGAAGACGAUGCGCUUGUCUAGCGCGGGGAGAAGUGGGAGCACGACGGGCGAGGUGUUGAAUUACAUGCAACUCGACGCGCAGCGCGUGGGCGAUCUCAUGCUGUUCCUAAACGUGCUGUGGAGCGGAUUGUUACAAACGAUGGGGUACAUGGCGCUCUUGUAUUCGUACAUCGGAUGGAGCGUGUUCGGGGGAUUGUUCAUCAUGCUCGGUUUGAUUCCCGCGCAAAAAUUCUUUUACGGGAUGAUGUACCGCUACCGCAAAAAACAAAACGUGGAGACUGAUCGGCGAGUGAAGCUUGAAAAUGAGGGUUUGAGUGGGAUAAAGAUUUUAAAGCUCAACGCGUGGGAGGAAUCGUUGCGAGAAGAGGUCGCCGAAGUGCGCAAGCGCGAGAUGAUUCAAGCGACGAAAGUCGCCAACGUUGCCGCGAUAAACACAUCAAUCAUGUCGGCCGGCCCAGUGAUUGUGUCGGUUGUCGUUUUCUCGCUAUACGCGGGAGUCAUGGAACGACCGAUGGACGCCGACAUCGUCUUUCCGGCGUUGACGCUGUUCAAUCUGCUUCGAUUUCCGAUUUUGUUCUAUCCUCGAUGCUUGGCGCAGUGCGCAGACGCCGUGUCCUCGCUGCAGCGUCUACAGAAGUAUUUCAUGCUCCCCGAAGCGUCGGCGACGACGAAGACUGUGGAUGAUGCGAAAAAAGACGAGAUUGUCGACAAAGUCAACCCGACAGUUCCUUUUUUGCGCGACAUCAACUUCGAGCUCAAAAGAGGUGAAUUGACCAUCGUCGUCGGCGCCGUCGGCGCGGGGAAGACGGCGCUUAUAUCCGCGCUUCUCGGCGAAAUGAGCGCCAGAGACGGAGCCAGUGUCACAAUCGAUGCAACGGUGUCUUAUGUCGCACAAACUGCGUGGGUACAAUCAAUGUCUCUCCGUGACAACGUGCUCUUCGGCAAGCGAUACGAUGAAGAGAAAUAUCAUCAGGCGCUCGAAGCGGCGUGCAUGGAGGCAGACAUUAACCUUUUACCGAACGGUGAUGACACUGAAAUCGGCGAAAAGGGCAUCACCCUUAGUGGCGGUCAGAAGCAACGCACGGCGAUCGCGCGCGCGGUCUAUGCUGACGCAGAGAUCGCUAUUUUAGACGAUCCUUUGUCGGCUUUGGACGCGCACGUGGCUAAGGAUGUGUUCAAGCGCUGCAUCCGUGGCGUCUUGCGAUCCAGCGCUGUCUUGCUCGUCACGCACCAGCUGCAGUUCACCGAGUUUGCCGACAAUAUUCUCGUCAUGAAAGACGGUGAGGUAGUUGAAUCGGGCAAGUACUCUGAACUGAUGGACAAGGGGCCGGUAUUCCAACAAAUGAUGCGAUCGUACCGCGGCACACAAAAAGCUGAGACCACGAAAGAAGAAGUAGUCGAUACCUCCGUAUCAAAAGACAUGAAACAAACGAUGUCGUUGCAGAAAGACAAGGCAAAACAGAAUAUCGAGAAGCGCGAAGAAGGGUCCGUGAAGAUGAACGUGUACAAGGCGUACAUCAAUGCGAUGGGCGGGAGGUUUUGGACGUUUUCAUUCUUGAUGUUCAUCACCAUCGCUGAACGCGCUUUGAGCGUCUUCACCAACGUCUGGCUCGCGUACUGGUCGCAACAAAAGUGGAAUCUCGGUCAAACGGUCUAUCUUGGUGGAUAUAGCGCGAUCGGAAUUGUCUCAGCGUUCAUCGCUUGGAUUCGAACGUUUGCCUGGGUCGUGGCUGCGCUCACCGCCGCGACGGGAUUACACUUGAAACUCUUGCAGUCGGUGAUGGACACGCGAAUGAGUUUCUUUGACACCACACCGCUGGGCCGCGUAAUUCAAAGAUUCAGCAAAGAUACCAACGCUCUCGAUAAUAUCAUCGGACAGUCGGUAUCUUCCGUGAUGUCGUUUGGGCUUUUACUCUUCGGCACCAUCGUCGUCAUGGGAUGGAUCAUGCCGAUACUGCUUCCUUUCAUGGUGCCGAUCUUUGCCGUUUACUUUUACAUUCAAAUGUACUACCGACCUGGUUAUCGCGAGGCCAAGCGUUUGGACGCCAUCAGUGGCUCGCCAGUGUUUGCCCACUUCGGAGAGACGCUAGGCGGUUUGAGUACAAUUCGUGCCUUUGGCCAUCAACGUCGUUUCAUCACGGAAAACGAGCAGCGAAUUGGCGCUAAUCAAAUCGCUGAUUACACUCAAAAGUGUUGCUGCGAGCGCUGGCUCCCAGUGCGUCUCGAAACGAUUGGCAACUCGCUCACUCUUGUCGUCGCGUGCGUUGCGGUGUAUUCACGAGAUUCGCUCGACGCUGCGCUCAUCGGUUUGGCGGUUACUUACGCCAUCGACAUCACCGGUGUUUUAUCCUGGGUGAUUCGCAUCGUGUCCGAGCUCGAAUCGCAAAUGGUGAGCGUCGAGCGCAUCGACGAGUACACGAGGCUGCCGUCAGAGGAGGAAACAGGUGCGAUGGCGGCGCACGGCGUCGUGGAAGAGCCGCCGCCGGAGUGGCCUUCGCAAGGGGGCUUGAGAUUUGAAAAGUUACAGAUGCGAUACCGAUCCGAGCUCCCUCUUGUGCUCAAUGGUAUUUCGUUCGAAGUCCAACCGGGGCACAAGGUGGGAAUCUGCGGUAGAACCGGCAGUGGGAAGAGUUCUCUGCUCGUCGCGUUAUGGCGCCUGUGCGAGCCCACGGCCGGUUCCAUCUGGCUAGACGGUAUCGAUAUCUCUACGAUUUCGCUCAAGCGUUUGCGGUCGUCCAUCACUUGCAUUCCCCAAGAUCCCGUUCUGUUCAGCGGCACAAUUCGUUACAACCUCGACCCGUUCAACGAGUACACGGAUGAAAAGCUGUGGUACGUUUUGGAGCACGUCAAGUGCAAGGACUUCAUCGGCAAACAAGGCCUCGGUCUCGACGCCCCAGUGGAAGAAUUUGGAGGCAACUAUUCCGCCGGUCAACGACAAAUGCUGUGUCUCGCGCGAGCGAUGCUGCGAGAUACCAAGGUGGUAUGCCUCGACGAAGCCACAGCGAGCGUUGACACCGAGACGGACGAUAACAUGCAAAAAGUCAUCGCGACGGAAUUCGUCAAUUGCACCAUCUUGACCAUCGCCCACCGCAUCAACACCAUCAUCGAAAACCAUCAAGUUGUCUGUCUCCAGGCUGGUAACCUAGUCGCCAUGGACUCACCGUCCGCGAUGCUCGCCGAUCCGAACUCCAUCUUUUCCCAGCUCGUCGCCGAAACCGGCGAGGCGUCGGCGAAAAAUUUGAAGCAACGCGCCGACGCCGCCGAGGCGGCGAGAGCGCGGAACACACGAGAUAUCGAGCGCACACAUUUGGAUAGUCACAUCUGCUAG
Ostreococcus lucimarinus CCE9901 is the source of this 3771-nucleotide messenger RNA. RefSeq names its product ABC(ABCC) family transporter: multispecific organic anion/multidrug (ABCC). NCBI's taxonomy places the organism in Eukaryota, Viridiplantae, Chlorophyta, Mamiellophyceae, Mamiellales, Bathycoccaceae. Gene Ontology annotation, biological process: transmembrane transport. Gene Ontology annotation, molecular function: ATP binding; ATP hydrolysis activity; ABC-type transporter activity. Gene Ontology annotation, cellular component: membrane. Bases 1 to 3771 code for a protein of 1256 amino acids. The transcript has 2 exons. The record is from RefSeq and is a predicted model, not a curated record.